This is a messenger RNA of Solanum verrucosum, 1185 nucleotides long. RefSeq lists its product as uncharacterized. The record is from RefSeq and is a predicted model, not a curated record. The transcript has a single exon. The coding region runs from base 45 to 1049 and encodes 334 amino acids. Lineage: Eukaryota; Viridiplantae; Streptophyta; Magnoliopsida; Solanales; Solanaceae.
GAAACUGAGCUGAGUUUUCCAUCAUUCUCUCUAAGAUUAAUUACAUGGAGAUAGAUGAUAGUGCUAGUACUACUCCUUAUAUUAGUGCUUGUACAAGCCCUCAACAUCGUUAUGGCACGUUGUUUCUCAGUGCCCCUACUAGUCCUGCUCGUGUCUCCGCUGCCCUCUCUGAUGAUUUCCAUAUGAUUACUGGUGGGGAAGGUCUAAAAGUACCCGGUGAAGUUCCGUUCAAUUGGGAGGAAAGGCCUGGAAUUCCGAAAUCAAGAGAUCAAAUUAAUGAUGAUGAGGAGGAGGAUUUUGUUUUCGAUUUUAGUGGACAGUUGGAAAGAAGCUCUGUUUCAGCAGCUGAUGAGCUUUUUGAUGGUGGAAAGAUUAGGCCAUUAAAGCCACCACCUAGAUUACAAUAUGAAGCUGAUUACAAACCAUUUGAUUCGCCUAGAUCACCUAAGCAGAGAUUCAAGCAAACUUUCUCCCCGAGAAAUAAGAAGGAAAUUGAUCCAUUUGCUGCAGCUAUAGAACACACUGCUCGAAUAGAAAAAAUCGAAAAGCCUAAAAAGACGAGAUCUUUAUCUGUUCCUGAUCUGGUAUUUGAUCACGAAAGCAAUCAGGAGACCACAAAGACUGGCCCAUACUCUUUGUGUUCCGUUUCAUCAUCGAUAUCACUCUGGUACAGGAAAUGGAAACUGAAAGAUUUGUUUCUAUUCAGAAGUGCUUCUGAGGGCAGAGCGAGCAGUAAAGAUCAAUUAAACAAGUUUUUGAAGAAAACUCACGAGCAGGAGGAGGACGCCAAGACUUCAAGCUUCAGAUCAACUGCUAGUAGUGUUGCAUCAUCAUCGGUAUCAACCUCCUUGAUGAGGAGGAGGAGGGAGAUUUCAGCUCAUGAGAUGCAUUACACGUUGAAUAGGGCAUUCUCCGAAGAGAUGAAGAGGAAAACAUUUUUGCCAUACAAGAAAUUAGGGGUACUAGGUUGCUUAGGAUUCAUUCCGUCAAUGGAUGAUACAAGUUUUAGAGGUGUUGCUCCUUCUAUGUCCAUGAAUCGUCGUCAAUAAAAUCUCAUCAUCUCUGUGUGAAAUUUUUUCUUCAAUUUAUUACGUUUAAGUGUAUAUCGUAGUUUGUAACAUUUAUGACCUCCAAUCUUCUUGGCAGAAAUUAAAUAUGUUUGUACAAUAUUGUAUUUGAGAUAUA